AUGACCUUACCAGCGCCUUAUACAAUACCCGAAACAUUCACCAAAGUCAAACAUUCAAAAGUUAGAACGAGAUCGUCAGGUUCAAAGGAGAUCACGUUUGACGAGCUUCCUACGUUUGAGGAAAGCACAAAUGCCUGGGGUUUUCUGUAUAAGGUUGGAGGCCAGGUCUUCACGUUAUCGAGAAAUAUGGAUCAGCCCGACUCCUCCGUUAUCCCUGGAUAUGUCAUUGGAACCAAUGAUCAAUGUGAUAUCAAGUAUAAUAUCGAGUGUUAUAUAUAUAUAAACAUACUAACAUACAUAGCAGAAAAUCCAAGUUAUGACUUUGUCAAGCCGAGAAGGAAAGGCAAGAAAUUUUCUUCCUUUGAUGAAUUGUAUCACAAAUCCAAAAAACUCGGUACUGGUUCUUUCGGUAUUGUUUCCCUGGCCAUCUGCAAGACUACAGGCAAAAGAGUAGCGAUUAAGCAAGUCCAACUCUCGGGUCACAUUGAUGCCCUAGAAACCAAAAAACGUAUCGGUCUCCUGAGAGAAAUUAGUAUAUUUAUGGCUUUACCCCCUCAUCCUUGUAUUAUACGAGUGGAUAAAGUGUUUGAAGAAGACUCGCGAAUGUUUAUCGUUAUGGAAUAUGGAUCUAGCGGCGAUUUAUUUACAAAUAUUUACAGUCUCUUUAUGACCGAGCUUGAAAUCAAAAUCAUAUUUGAGCAAAUUGCUCACGCCGUCCUGUACUUACAUUCAAAAGGAAUCGUACAUCGAGAUAUCAAGAUGGAAAAUGUGAUUGUGUGUGAUCGUGAACGUUUAUAUGUGAAGCUGACAGACUUUGGACUUUGUGCCUUUUUAAAGAAAGAUGAAGCAUUGUAUACGAACUGUGGUACCAUGUUGUACGCCGCUCCUGAAUUGUUGAAUUCAAAUAGCAAGAAAGGGUAUGGCAUGGAAGUCGAUAUUUGGAGUUUAGGUGUACUUUUAUACGGGGCAUUGACCAACAGUAUGCCAUUCGUGAAUAUGGUUAAUGGGGAGGAUGACGAAAAGAAACAGCUGAGAGAGUUGAUCGGCAAAGGACAAUUUUCAUUUGACCAUCCUGCUUGGGAUGGCAUUUCUGAAGAAGCAAAGGAUCUGGUGUGUCAAAUGAUGCAAGUUGAUGUUAACAAGAGAUAUACCAUAAAACAAGUGCUGUUACAUCCAUGGCUUCAGGACAUUGAAAAUGAACAGACAAAAGAAAUGGGCGUGACUCGAAACCCAGCAUUGUUACAAUACCUCGAUAACAAACCUGUCUCCGCCUUGUUUUAA
This is a messenger RNA of Mucor mucedo, 1281 nucleotides long. RefSeq names its product kinase-like domain-containing protein. Gene Ontology annotation, cellular component: nucleus; cytoplasm. Gene Ontology annotation, molecular function: ATP binding; protein serine/threonine kinase activity. NCBI's taxonomy places the organism in Eukaryota, Fungi, Mucoromycota, Mucoromycetes, Mucorales, Mucoraceae. Bases 1 to 1281 code for a protein of 426 amino acids. The record is from RefSeq and is a predicted model, not a curated record. The transcript is spliced from 9 exons. Gene Ontology annotation, biological process: protein phosphorylation; mitotic DNA damage checkpoint signaling.